This is a messenger RNA of Wasmannia auropunctata (little fire ant), 1835 nucleotides long. RefSeq names its product guanine deaminase-like. Bases 428 to 1744 code for a protein of 438 amino acids. Gene Ontology annotation, molecular function: guanine deaminase activity; zinc ion binding. NCBI's taxonomy places the organism in Eukaryota, Metazoa, Arthropoda, Insecta, Hymenoptera, Formicidae. The record is from RefSeq and is a predicted model, not a curated record. The transcript has 9 exons. Gene Ontology annotation, biological process: guanine catabolic process. Gene Ontology annotation, cellular component: cytosol.
UUUUUUCGCAAACACGUGGCAUUUUACAUUAUUAAUUCGUACUCUCUUCGGCAUUAAUUCGCUUACUAACUUUCAAUUCGUUAAUUUACCAUUUCACAGUCAACAUUUUUAUUUUGUUGAAGUUCACAAAAAAAAAAACGUGAAUCCAACAUUGCAUAGAUGGAUCAGAUGGAUGUUUCUCUCAGAUCAGCUGUGAGCUGUGAUCAGCUGUUUGGCCACAUCGCGGAUCGCCGUAUCCUUGAACGAACGAACGAAUAAAUGUGGCGGCGACGCGAUAACAAAGCAAUUAAAAGUAGAUCGUAUCGAUAUGAUAACGCUUGCCUCGAAUCGACAGUGGAGUCGCGGUUGAAACGUUGCCGAGUGAUAUUUUAUUCACAGUUAUGAGAAUUUUACGAUUGGUAUAAGUAUCUAUAGAACAUAUAACACGAUGGUACGACAAGUUUUUAUUGGUCCAUUGAUUCAUACAAAUGAAAAUGAAGAAUUGAUUAUUAAGAAGAACGUUGCUGUAUUUAUUGAGGAUGGCAAGAUUAUUAAUGUUGCGGAGAAUCCAUCAACAAAUCGACAGAGGAUAGAUGAUUUUGUCGCAGACUUUUGUGCAAAUGAAGUUAAUGUUUUAUCACUUGGACAGUUUAUGACGCCCGGAUUUAUCGACGGCCAUACUCAUCCAGUCCAGUUUCCGAAUCUUGGACUGGGUUAUGGCAAACAUCUCUUAGACUGGCUGGAGACCUAUACCUUUCCGCUGGAGAGACAGUAUAUUGAUACAAAAUUUGCAGAGCGAGUGUUUGAGGCAGUUGUGAAACGGACUAUCGAAAUGGGCACAACAACGGCGUGCUACUUUGCAUCUUUAUAUGCCGAGGCGUCUGUGAUCCUCGCGGAAAAAACUGCGAAGCUGGGUCAACGAGCUUUCAUCGGGAAAGUGAACAUGAACGCUCCGCGUGACGAUGGAUAUUGCGAAAGCACCGAGAAGUCAAUUAAGAACACUCUGGCUUUCAUAAAGUCUAUUGAGCAAAUAGGGAAUCCACUUGUGAAGCCGAUCGUCACGCCUAGAUUCGCGUUGAGCUGCGACAUGGAAUUAAUGCGAGAGCUGGCAAAGAUCGCCAAGGCGAGAGACUUGCAUAUACAGACUCAUGUCUCUGAAAAUAAGGACGAGAUAAUAGCAGUGAAACGAGCUUAUCCAGACCAGCCUUCGUAUGCAGCUGUGUAUGAUUCUGCUGGUCUUCUUACUAGUAAGACAGUUUUAGCGCACGGAGUUUAUCUCGGAGACAGCGAACUUGCUAUUAUCAAAGAACGAGGAACAGCUGUAAUUCACUGUCCCUCUUCAAAUACAAAUCUGAAAAGCGGCCUUUGCGACGUGCAGAGACUAAAGACUAACGGUAUCAAGGUCGGACUUGGAACAGAUGUUUCUGGUGGAGCCAGUUACAGUAUGUUGAACGAGAUGAGAUCGGUUUUACAAGUAUCAAAUUGUCUAUCUUUAACGAGAGACAAUUAUACGCCGCUUAGUUACAAAGACGUCUUCCAUAUGGCAACAUUGGGAGGUGCCAAAGCACUCUCAAUUGAGGACAAAGUCGGUAAUUUGGCGCCAGGCAAACAAUUCGAUGCUCUCAUAAUUGACUUGAACGCAAAAGACAGCUUGUUGGAUAAUUUCAAAGAAUACACGCUUGAGGAGAACUUUCAGAGAUUUAUAUACGCCGGUGAUGAACGUAAUAUAGUAUCAGUAUAUGUAAAUGGUAGGAAAGUUAAAUAAGAUGCUUUCCUACCGUUUACAUAUAAAAUAUUUUCAAAUAUUUUUACAAUGUUUUACAAUUUGUGUAAAAAAUCUUUAUCUUCGUACAGUG